UCCCUUCACCCCCUGGGCAUGGCGCAUCGCAUGUCUUAGUUCCCAGUCACAUGCCUGCCUUGCCUUGUCAUCUGAUUAGGCAGAAUUCUCUUACUCCCCGGAAUAUCAUCCGGUUUUCUGUGGUGCAGGUGAUUCACGACCUUCAGCCAGGCUAGUGUAGAACACGAACAGUGACUCAGGAACAGCCGUCGGACCGCACCGCAGCCAUAGUGGAAAACAGUAGGCGAUUGCGCCAGCUGUUCUUCUGUCGUGACCAACCGCUCUUUUGUGCUAUGGUGCACACUAUGCACCUGUACAGUAGACAUGUGUCUGUAUGGUCUUGUCCCAGCCGGCUUCCGUCGGACUGAAUCCAUCGAAUGGACGGACAUGACUACGCCGCCGGUCACGGUGUCCGUUCUCCCAGUGUGCCAUCAGGGGAAACUAGGUGUGGCUGGCAUUUACGACGUCAGGAUUGAGGAGUGAGAUGAGAUGAGAUCGAAUCGAUUUCUUUCUUCCUCCAGUUGAGUACAGUACCGGCAGGCACGGAGCCAUGGCCGGCUACCUCGCAACAGGUUACUUGAACUUCUCGAGUGCUCAGCACAGCACAGAACAUUGCCAGUGAGCCAUGGCCGCAUGGCCUACAGAGCGUCCUGUGCGAUAUCUGCUAUUAUUCGAUCCGGCACAAUUUCCGUCGCAAUCUCAUCUCGGCGAAUGCAGUGCGUCCGCCGUGCGUCUGGCUUGGAGGAAUUUUCUAGAUUCGUGAUGCAUGACAAGUUCUCUCGGAGAGAGGCUCCCUCCCUUUUCUCAUAAAUCCACUUCAAAGCCGUCUUCGUUACUGUACACAGGAGAAAUUAGGUGAGGAUCCCCUCCAGAGCCAUUUCCCCCAGAGCCAUUCUUGUGUUCUUCUCUUAGCGAGGAUCAGACGCUAUAAUGGCUCUCUCCGACACGGAGGGUCGGCCUUGAUUGCGUUCGUUUUAGAGCUCUAACAACGCGACUGCAGUACAGUAGCGCGUUUACAAGACGCCACUGCACGAAUGUUGCCGUCCGACCCGGCGAAUAACAACUGCGGACUCCUCCUCAGUGAGUUCUCUCUGACCCAACCUUGCGUUGUCUAAGUUAGAGUCUGGGGUUCUUGAGCCUUUUCGAGGCCCAAUCCGGAGCUUCCGUUUUGCGAUGAAAAUCGUCAGUCUAUUGUAGUCCCUUACCCCGACUCAAGCGGUCACAGCUCAGCGGAAAUCUUCGUCAGAUCUGGCGAGGCGGCUUCAGGCGCUUGGGAGCCUCACGGACUAGGUCUCCUGAUCAUUCCUGAACAUUGCAAAGAGAUUUCCGACCUGAAACGGCUCGCUCAGAGCAGUUUCAGUCGGCAACAACUUCAGAUCUGAGCUUCAAUCUUGUUCCCAGACUCCAGCAGACUCUCAACUUCAGCUUGAAACUUCAGCUUGAAACUUUAGCUUGAAACUUCUGCUUGAAACUUCUGCUUGAAACUUCAGCUUGAAACUUCUCUUCUAAAAUGCUAGCGACAGCUGGUCCCCUAGCUCCAGCAGCAGCGUCACGGUCGGACCUCGGAAUGACAUCAGCUUCAGGAGCCGAGAAUGGCUUCUGUAACAACCAAGGCAGCUUCAGUGCAUGGAAUGGCGACAGAUACGAUCUGAGGCGGGGGAACCCGUUUUCCAGCUUCGGGGAAGUGACUUCUGCUCAAAAUGACUCCGAGCCUGACUCCGAGCCUGACUCCGAGUCUGUUUCCGAUUUCGAAUUGGAGCCCACUGGCCUCAGAAGCAGGUCAGCAUCUGCUGCCGGCCCAGCAGCAUCAGCGCUCACCAAUGCACCAGCAAUUUCUGGUGGUGGACGCUGCAGUAGCCUCACCGCCAAUCCUCCCUCGCCUCUGGCUAAUUUCCAGCUUCACGGAAGCGUCAGCAGGAGGCGGUCCUUUGGCGGCAGUAGCGGCGGGAGCGGAGGCAGAGGCGGAGGCGGAGGGGAAGCGGGAGGGGCAGGGGGAGGGGGAGGGAGAGGGGGAUGCGGAGGGGGAGUCGGAGGCAUGGUAGCAGAGGAUUUGGAUCUGCUGUGCCUGGAGAGCAAGCUGAGCCUGCUGGAGUCCCAGCGCGAGCUGAACGCUGUGAGAUGCCAGCGCUUCGUCGACAUGCUGCGAUCGGCGGAAAGAGGAGAGACGGCGGGAGAGGAGGCUGCUGCGUCGCCAGUUGACAUGGCCCCACUGAAUGGCCGCUCCAAUUGUCGGAUGAAUGGUCGGAUUAAUCGCUGCCGAUCGGCUUCAACUUUGUUGGAGAGGAGCUGCUGCUGCACUCCUACCGGUAGUAUUGGCGCUGCUGGCCUGACUGCAGUACAAGCUGCUGGCCGAGCUGGGGGUUGCUGUGCGUCUCGGGACUGCACUGUUCGUUCAACUCAUCGGCCGAAUGGAACUGCCAUCUCCUCAGCCUCGUCUGAAUCAGCUGAUGGAUCACCUGAUGACUCUGACAAUGCAUCAGACGGCACUGCAGGUGGUCCUUGCUCUCAUUCCUGGACCGACAGAAGGCUGCUUCAAGCUCCACGCAUGGAGGUUACCAAUGUGCCCAUGGAUUGGUAUUCUAGUGUUCGCAGUCCCCGUCGCAGCAGCUUCAGCCACUCUUCACCGUCGUCCCGCUCCAGAAAUCACAGAUUAGAUUCGCCGCCAGUUGCUCCCCGCUCCAGACACCGCAGAUUAAGUUCAAGCCCCAGGCCCUCUUUGGAAUGUCUGAGGUUAAGCCAUUCGGUAACGAAUCUGAAGGCGCUUGAGAGUGCUCGUGGUGGGGAGAUCGAUGGUGCAGAGUUGCUCUUUUCAAGCCCAUCCCGACUGAACCCGGAGGUUCUUGAGAGUUUUGAUGGAACCCGGAGUUUUGUUGGUCAGAGACGGAGCCUGUCCAACCGGGCUAGUGGGAGCAGCAGGAGCAGCAACAGCAGAAUGCUCAAUCCAAGACGCCUCGGCUCUCAAAUGUCACGAUCGUUUUCCAGUCCUCGUCAGCUGUCGGAUCUUUCGUAUUCGGAGAGCUCAUGGAAAGCAAAGGACACCUCUCCUCUUGUCACUGGUGGAACAGGGCGCGUCCCCUCUUAUAAUCACACUCUCCCACCAUUGAUUUCGCGGCUGCAGAAUUUUGGAGCACAGUCACCAUCAAGGCCUACAAAAUCGCACACGUAUCCGAGGCAACAGCAGAACAGGCUGCCUGGAGGCACAAGAAGUUGUGAAAUGAGAAUUUCUCAGACUCACCCAAGUCUCUGGAGCACAAGCAUGGCUUGCCAAGACGAUGAGUUCGAUGCCCCCCGUGAUGUGCCUUGCCGCAGUGGCUCUGCAAAAUAUUUCUGAUACAACAAUAGAGGUAGAGGGAAUGAUAUGAUAGAAUAUAGUAGAAGAGUAUAUGUAUAUGGUAUACUAUCAAUAGAGAAGAUUCUAGGUG
This is a messenger RNA of Closterium sp. NIES-67, 3401 nucleotides long. The record is from the annotation of a GenBank genome assembly. Lineage: Eukaryota; Viridiplantae; Streptophyta; Zygnematophyceae; Desmidiales; Closteriaceae.